AUGUCAAGCGAUGAUAUUAUGAUAAAACGACGCCGUGUUGCAAGAGCAUGCGAUACCUGUCGAAGAAAAAAAGUCAGAUGUGAUGGGGUACAACCUGGAUCCGAUCCACCCUCAUGUACUAAUUGUAAGGCAUACGGAUAUGAGUGUUCGUUCAUCGACGCACCCAAAAAACGUGGUCCACCCAAAGGCUACAUCGAAGCACUCGAAACCCGAUUAAAACGCAUGGAAUCGAUACUCGGCGGUCUCGUACAAUCGGGCGAGCUUCCCGAAGGUUCCGUCUCGUCCGGUACUCUUGAAUGGAUCAACGUUAGCGAACAUAAUUUCGCAUCGGGUGCUCCCGUUCGAAGAGAAGGAACAUCACCUCAACAAUUCCUCGGCUCGUCGCGAACGAGUAAUGCAUCCGAGAAUGGAUUCUAUAAAUCAAAUAAUUCAAGUGAUAGCGAAGAAAAUAGUUCUCCAGUCUCGAGAGAUGACGAAGGAACCGGUUACGAUCUUAACGACUCGAUGGGUCAGCUGGCCAUUGAUGAAAAUGGCGAAACAAGAUAUUUGGGGAAUAGUUCUGGCAUAUUUGUUUUAAAAAUUACCAAGAACAUAGCCGAUGGUCAGUUGCUUAACGUAUCGAGGGGCGAUUUGCACGUACCCGAUCCCGAUGAGAUAAAGAGCAAACGACCAAUCGAAAUUGCUUUACCUUCGCGGGAGUUGUGCGACGAAUUGGUUGAUGUAUAUUUCCAAGCAAUCCAUCCAUGCAUUCCGUUCGUCGAUAAGACGUAUUUUAUGGAAAAGUACAAGGAUUUGGAGAACAACCCUCAGAUUCUAGUUUUAUUGUUUGCUAUAAUGUCUGUUGCAGCUCGUCAUAUCGAUCGACCGGCUGUCAGACUGCAUCCCGACGAACCAUCUACAGCAGGAGACCGAUUUUUUUACAGAGCAAAAGAGCUUCUCUCGGAUGACUUUGACGAAUCAAACAUAAUUACCUUGCAAGCACUUUUAGUCAUGGGCAUGAACCAACAAGGAAAGAAGAAUUCUCGUUCUUGGCUAUAUACUGGCUUGGCCAUCAGAAUGGCUCAAGAUAUGGGAUUACAUAGGGAUUCUUCGAAAUGGAAUUUAGAUGCUAGACAAGCGGAAAUUAGAAAAAGAUUAUGGUGGGCCUGUUUCGUGAGUGAUCGCAUCGUAUCGGCUGGAUUAGGUCGGCCUGUAGUAAUUCAAGAACAAGAUUUUGACGUACCAUUACCCGUUUCCGGAGCACUCCCCGAAGACGAUCCGAUCGGGAUCGAAGCAUGGGUAAAAACCAUACAACUCACUGCAAUUCUCGGCCGUGUAAUUCAGCACGUCUAUUGUAUAAAAUCAAAAACCAUCUCGUCACCAAAUAGCGAGUCGAUUCUUGCAGAAUUGGACGAUGAAUUAAAUCAAUGGCUAGACUCAUUGCCGGAUUAUAUGAGAUACGAGCCGUCCAUGUCACUUGUGGACCCGAAGAAUCAGAAACGGGCAUUUUUCCAUUUACUAUUUUACACCAUUCAGAUCUUGUUACAUCGACCGUAUAUCAAACCGAGAUCAAAAGGACCACCGAGUUCCAUUCCGUCUUUGACGAUAUGUACCAGGGCCGCCAACAACAUAACGCAUAUUUCAUAUAGAUCGAUGAAAGAGGGUGCUUUGAAAGUUAGCUGGACUCAUAAUCUGUAUUUCUUCUUUACGGCUACUGUAAUGCACAUAAUUAACGCGUUGAGUGGUGAUGAGCGAUUUAGAGAAGUUGCAAAGCAAGGUUUGCGCAUGUCGCUCAAGUGUCUCGAGAAAUUAAGACCGUUCUGGUGUGCUGCGGACAAGUGCGUAGGUGUGAUAAGUGAUCUUCUCAGAACACGAGGAAUCGACCUUGACGGCCACAACUCUACCGGGAAAUCCUAUAGCCCAAGCGAGCCUAUGAAAUUGUCAAGCGUUAGCACAGUGAAUAAUCGUUCUUACGAAUCACCAGCAUCCAAUCGUACGAUUACAUUUGCUCCAUCGCCAACUGCCCAGUUACACCCGCCGACUACACCAACCGUGCCGUCAUCAACAGCAGAUUUCAGCAUGUCUCAGCAGAUAAUGGCAGAGAUUAACAGUAAUGCCAACUAUUCUCCAUCGUCGGCAUCGUCAGGAUCGUCGAAUUUUGUAAAUUUCGGAGAAUUUUUAUCAAGCGAUACUUCUGAUGCAUUCUUUCCGCCGAACGCGGAUGCAUUUGCUGUUGACGUGUCGGGCUUUAUUUUCAAUGAAGAGGACCCGAUGGGAAAUGGAAGUCCUUUAUGGACCAUUCCGUCUUCUUAUGAUUUUAAUGAUUGGUCAGACUAUAUUAGAGGAGUCACAACAGGACUGGGAUUGGGAAGCGAUGUUGCAAGGGUUUUGAGUGUUGGAGAGUGCGAGGAGAUGUGA
Paraglomus occultum is the source of this 2397-nucleotide messenger RNA. Lineage: Eukaryota; Fungi; Glomeromycota; Glomeromycetes; Paraglomerales; Paraglomeraceae. The record is from the annotation of a GenBank genome assembly.